CCCAAAUGUAACGCCACAGGUAUACGGUUAUGUAACACGUACAGGGGAUGAUGCUGAUGCAAAUGUUUUCGCCUGGAUUUUUUAUUAAAGCUGACUAUUAGCAGAGUGGUGCUGAAAUACAAUCCUACACAUAAUACUGCACAUUAUGCAUCUUCUCCCGUUAACAAGCCCUUAAUUCAAUGAAUUUAAACACCUUAAAGAGGAAAAGUUUAGGAUGUGACUACUUUGAAGACAAUGUGAUCCCUAAAGAAAUAAUUCACAGAGAGAUUGAUUUUGUGCUCAGUAAACAAAUUCGCAUAUUGGCGCCAAUUGUUUGGGCAGCUUCCCUCUCUGCUUCCCUGUCCACUAAUUUGAGGAAGUGUAGUUGCAUAGGAUAGGUGCUGCACUCCAUCAGCCCCCAGUCCUCGCACUGGCCCCUCUAGUGCUGUGUAGGAUUGCUGUCUGUACUCAGGUAAGCUGAGUGGUAAUUAACAAAAAGGAUUUUAGGAAUAGGCACAAUACAAAAAUCAUAAAGCAGGAUUUUGGCAAAGAGCAGAAUGCAUUUUAAGGCUCUAAUCACAUCAACUGCUACCAUGUUUGCUCAUGCACAUUAGAACUACUCAUAUGCUACAGUAUUGUAUGGCCAGUGAUUGGUGGUUGGCAGGCAAUGAAAUGGAGUUCCUGUCAUGAUAUUAAGACAUACUGUGCUUUUAUCAGGUGUUAUGGAUGCAUAAAUGCUAAAAAUGUGCUAUUUAAUCCAGUUGGUAGGUGAAUGCUAGGCAACAAAAUGACAUCAUAACGUCUGAUGAUAGAUAAGAACCCCCCAGACCUGCCAAGUUUGGUUGCUCAACUCCUGAUAGCAUAGAAGGAGUUUGCAUAGAGUUGUAGAGCAUUAUUAAAUACUAUUUUUUGCAUUUAAAUUACCACAUAGACUUGUAUUGGACAGAUUUUAAACAGAUUAGAUGAAAGCAGAUGAUAUAUUAUGGAAUUACGAUGAGAGACAAAUGUGUGGUAGAGGCUGAAUUAUCAGAAGUGGUUUUCCCAGCAUGGUGAGGAGAUGAAACGAAACUCUCUGCAAACCGCUGCACAGUCUCAGGCUCAGAGGGUCCCAAGUGACAUCUUGCUAAAACCUCUCCUCCACAAUGCGGCUACCCUUUUUUAUUUUACUGUGCCUCCCACCUAUGCUCUCUUCUGCAAAUCCAACGGAUUGCAAGAAAACACAGUACAAGUGGCCACAUCAUUCACCCGAGCUUUGUUGUGAAAAGUGCCCGGCAGGUGAGUUUGUGGCCAAACGCUCACCGACCACCUGUUAUCGUACAUGUGAACCCUGUGGACCUGGGAAAUACACAACCAGCUACAACGCGGCGAUGACCUGUGAUUUUUGUGACAGCUGCAACAAACCAAACAUGGAGGUGAAAACAGAAUGCAACGCGACUCAUAACACCGUGUGCACAUGUAAGGCUGGCUACAAAUGCGGCGACCAAGACUGUAAAGAGUGUGUAGCGAUACCAGGCACAAUCAUACCCACCGUCCCUCCAUCUACUACUGUGGCAAGACCUGAAGUUACCACCACCCAGCGAGCCCCUAAAGCAAUUGCAGAUACGGCGUGGUUCCUGGUGAUAAUUGCCCUCCUGUGUACAGGAAUUGCACUGGUUGUUGUGACAAAAAUCAAGCCGUUUUUAGUCUGGAUUAGGUUCACUCAUGGGUACUUCUUGGCUGAAAAACCUGCAACACAACCUCAAUGCGAUGAAGAAGUGUCCAAGCCCGUCCAGGAAGUGUGCGGGAAAUGUGACCAACCUAUGUGUUAAAGACCAGAUCUGGAAUUUGGGGGAGCGAGAACCUGACAAGACACUCAGUGGCACAUCCCGGAUGGAAACAUUUGUCACUGCUUUUGGACAUUUAAAUGGAGCUAAAAGGCACUCCGCGCCGUGCUGAUCAGUGAAAUGCCAGAAGGUGCAAAGUUUGAGACUGUUGCUGUUUCCUGAGAGGACAGAUGAUCAUUUUGGCAUCUGUGACUUUGAAGUGUAUAAAAUUGUGGUGGGUAAAAAUCUUGGAACUGAUAAGGCAAAGGGAACAUUGUGGCAGUGAAGGUGAAGUAUGUACUAUAGUACAUAAGGUUAAACAUAUUUCAUGUAUAUCUACAUAUAUGUGCAGACAUAGUUUGCUGCUUUUGUAGCCAGCUUUUCAAUAUCACAUGUGCAUGUUCUGUGUAUAUUUUUUCUUCUAUUUCUUUUUCAUUUAAAAUAAACUUAAUUUGACUAAAA
Messenger RNA from Oreochromis niloticus (Nile tilapia), 2243 nucleotides. RefSeq names its product tumor necrosis factor receptor superfamily member 23. Gene Ontology annotation, biological process: extrinsic apoptotic signaling pathway in absence of ligand; regulation of stress-activated MAPK cascade; negative regulation of apoptotic process. The coding region runs from base 1122 to 1787 and encodes 221 amino acids. The record is from RefSeq and is a predicted model, not a curated record. Gene Ontology annotation, cellular component: membrane raft; CD95 death-inducing signaling complex; external side of plasma membrane. Gene Ontology annotation, molecular function: tumor necrosis factor receptor activity; protein binding. Lineage: Eukaryota; Metazoa; Chordata; Actinopteri; Cichliformes; Cichlidae. The transcript is spliced from 8 exons.